Molecule: messenger RNA, 909 nt
Organism: Closterium sp. NIES-65
Lineage: Eukaryota; Viridiplantae; Streptophyta; Zygnematophyceae; Desmidiales; Closteriaceae
Source: the annotation of a GenBank genome assembly
AUGCGCGCCAGGGUGGGGGUGGGGGUGGGGGUGGGGGUGGGGGUGGGGAUGGGGGUGGAUGGCGGAACGGUGGAGGCGAGCGUCCGCGUGGCAACGCAGAUCGCAGUGCCGGGCGUGAGCCUCCCUGUCACCUUCAACACCCUCCGCUGCUUCAACCUUCCCCGGGCGGCGCGCAAGGCGGCGGGCGACGUGGAGGUGUGGUGGCACGGACUCACGGGCGGCAGCAAGGGCGGCGGUGGGUCGCAGGGGAAGGGCGACGGUGCGGCGUGCAAGCAGCUGCAGUUCUUUGCCAACCCGGCCUGCAAGGGCAAGGCGCUGGAUGCGGUGCUGCAGCCGCAUUUUGCCGCUCUUCGGAAAAUCUUCAACGUGCCGAGGUGGGUGGGUGGGUGGGUGAAUGGGUGGGUGGGUGGGUGGGUGAAUGGGUGGGUGGGUGGGUGGGUGGGUGGAUGGGUGGAUGGGUGGAUGGGUGGGUGGGUGGAUGGGUGGAUGGGCCAUGGUCAUGCCAUGUCGCAUCUCUCUGUACUCCCCCAUGUGGCAUCUCUCUGUGCUCCCCCAUGCGGCAUCUCUCUGUCCUUCCCCAUGCGGCAUCUCUCUGUGCUCCCCCAUGCGGCAUCUCUCUGUGCUCCCCCAUGCGGCAUCUCUCUGUGCUCCCCCAUGCGGCAUCUCUCUGUGCUCCCCCAUGCGGCAUCUCUCUGUGCUCCCCCAUGCGGCAUCUCUCUGUGCUCCCCCAUGCGGCAUCUCUCUGUGCUCCCCUAUGCGGCAUCUCUCUGUGCUCCCCCAUGCGGCAUCUCUCUGUGCUCCCCCAUGCGGCAUCUCUCUGUGCUCCCCCAUGCGGCAUCUCUCUGUGCUCCCCCAUGCGGCAUCUCUCUGUGCUCCUCCAUCCUGCCAGCCAGGCGCCACCUGCCAUAA